AUGAUAAUCACCUACUCACCGUUCCGAUGUCCGCUGGGGCGGCUAGUCCAGCGACGAUCAAGAUCGAGUCUUAUCCCGCAGGUUGAUCACCCACGGGCUCGAAGCGAGCUCAGGAGCUCAGGGUGUGCCCGGCCGGGGCGUCAUCCGAGUAGGUGCCAGCAGCGCUGUUCUGUGCCUCGAGCCCCACGUCGGGCGCCAGGUGUCCCGACCAGCGGGACAAAUCCUUGUGGUUUGUUGGACACUUUCAGGGCACUAACAAGUGCUGGUAAAGACCUGCAAGAUGGUUUCCUGAAGGCCCUGGCCAUGAGAGAAGAGGACAAUCGCAGCGGGAAAGUGAGCUCUGUGAUCUUCAUUCGUGACAGAAAUUCUCAUGGCCAGGAGAUCUCAGGAUACAUUGACUAUGCCCACAGGUUAAAGACGGAAGAUUUUGAAAUCUACUUUAGUGGAAAAAGAAAACUUCUUCCAAGGCCCACAGAUAUGAGCUUUUACAACUGGGACAAUCAAGUGGCUGUUUGUAAUUCAAGUCCCAACUAUCAAGUGAUUGCUGAUAACCCAGGAGGCUUACUUUUCAAAUAUAAAAGAGACAGAAAAAUUCUCAAUGUGGACCCGAAGGCACAACCAGGUGACAACUCUACUAGAAUCCCUAUCCAGACCGAACUCUACACACAAGCUGUCAUCUUUGAUCACAUUUCUAGAAGGAAGACUUAAGUACCAACGUGUCAGAUGAUUUCCUAAUUGUUUGCUAAAUCUAAAUAAGUCCUGCAGACCAAAGCAAAUUAGAACAGUAAAGGAGCCCUGUAGCUAGAAGGCAAAUUCGAGUAAUAAAAGUUAAUAAAGAAAUUAGAAAGAAAAC
This is a messenger RNA of Carlito syrichta (Philippine tarsier), 853 nucleotides long. RefSeq lists its product as uncharacterized. Bases 1 to 708 code for a protein of 235 amino acids. NCBI's taxonomy places the organism in Eukaryota, Metazoa, Chordata, Mammalia, Primates, Tarsiidae. The transcript is spliced from 6 exons. The record is from RefSeq and is a predicted model, not a curated record.